AUGGCUGCUCCUAUUGGUGCGCAACACCUCCUCACUCUACCGUCAGAGAUACGCAACACGAUCUACGAAUAUGCUAUUGGCAUGGGUGGCAACAAGAUCAUCACAAUCAAGUUCAUUACCAGUGAGAGCACUGACGCCGACACUGGUCUCCUGUCCGCCUGCAGGCAGAUCUACAACGAGGUCAGACUUAUGUACGCGACGGAGAACCAUAAGUACUACUUCCGCAUCAACCUUGCCGAUGACGACAUGCUAGAGGCGGCGCUACUUCGCCUUGAGUACAUCUGCAAGCUCAGCACGCAAGUCCAUGCUCCCAUUCAGGUUGUCGUCCAGCUCCUCAACCUGCAAUGGAAGGACCUCUGCCAGAUCAUCACCAUCGCCCUCUUCCUCCGCAAAUUCGGCAACGGUAGGACGAGGAACGUGUACUACGAGUAUAUCAAGGUCUCGGACGCGCUCCCGAGUAGAGCCUUCACGGGUGACCGGCACAAGGUCGCCUUCUACGUCCCAUCGACCGAGAAGAAGCCUCUCCUCGUCACAGCAGCCAAGGAUCUCUUAGACCAGGGUCUGGCAGCCCGCUUUAGCAACAUCACUCGGGCUCAGUUGUUGAGGGACCUCGAGAACUCUGUGCGGACGUACCUUGCGUCGGGUCAAGGCGCGUACAAAACCCGGCACCUCGUUCCGCACCCCUCGGGCCUCUACUUCACCGGCCCUCAGCCUCAGCCUCAGCCUCCUGCUCCGGCUGCGGCUCCGGCCCUUAUGCCUGCCCCUGCCCCUGCCCCUGCCCCAGCUCCUGCUCCUGCUCCGGUCCCGACUCUUCCUCCACUCGCCCUCACUCGCCACACUUCCGACCCGGUUAGAGCUCAAACUCUCUUCACUCAACACGCCUCGACUACGGUCUCGCUCACGAUAUCUACUCAGCUCACCACGGCCGAUCCAUCUCACGACCUUGGCCAACCUGCCUUCACUCCUCCUCGCACUCUUGACACCUUGCCAACGACCGUGGAUCCAAGGUCCAUCAUGCUGACCGGCUUCCGUCCCGCCAACACCAUCCCGCCAUUCUCUCACAACUAUGACUAUAGCUCGCAGGCCUAUGGUCCGCCGUCCUACUAUGGUGGCGGCAUGGCGUCGGGGCCAUUAUACCCGGGCAUACAGGGCACGCAGGCGUCUCAGCUCGACACGGAUGGUGACGUCUUGAUGUCUGACGAGUAA
Molecule: messenger RNA, 1206 nt
Organism: Recurvomyces mirabilis
Lineage: Eukaryota; Fungi; Ascomycota; Dothideomycetes; Mycosphaerellales; Teratosphaeriaceae
Exons: 1
Coding region: 1-1206 (401 amino acids)
Source: RefSeq, a predicted model, not a curated record